Carassius gibelio (silver crucian carp) is the source of this 4069-nucleotide messenger RNA. RefSeq names its product ATP-sensitive inward rectifier potassium channel 12-like. The record is from RefSeq and is a predicted model, not a curated record. Lineage: Eukaryota; Metazoa; Chordata; Actinopteri; Cypriniformes; Cyprinidae. Gene Ontology annotation, molecular function: inward rectifier potassium channel activity. Gene Ontology annotation, cellular component: plasma membrane. Gene Ontology annotation, biological process: potassium ion import across plasma membrane; regulation of monoatomic ion transmembrane transport. The transcript has 3 exons. The coding region runs from base 427 to 1881 and encodes 484 amino acids.
CCUCCGUUAUCCGCCGGUCGGUCACCCACAUGAGCGCGAGACCGCGAGGACGAGGAGGAGAGCGCGCGCGCUCGGAGAUUACCGCAUGAGGGAAGUCAAAGCGGAGAGACCGGAGGGAUAAACAUACAAGAAAACACGAAUUCCGAAAACAAGCCGCUGGAAAUGUCGUGUUAAAGAUGGAUGUGUUUUGAGAAUAAAAGAAAGAAAGAAAUCAGGAGCGUGCUUGCACCGAAACACAAGUGAGCGCGAGCAGAAGACAAAUUCACCGGAAAAAACCUUCACAGAUUAGAUAUUUCCUUUUCUUUCAUAAGCGUGGACGUACCGUAGAUCCAGGUGUGUUAGGAUGCCAAUCCCCAAUCUUUCCGGUUAAACGGAGAACACUGUUCUGUCGUGUCACUGGAGAAGCAGCUGAAGAUCAAGUACAGCAUGGGAGCCAACAGAGCCAGCAGGUACAGCAUUGUGUCUCCUGAUGAGGAGGGACUGAAGAUCUCCACCCUCGGCCUCUACAACGGCCACUGCUCCGGACGGCUUCACUCCCCUGGAGCAGAGGUGGGUUCGAACAUGGCAUCAGCGCUGAUGAGGACCGGCUACAAUGGGAAGAUCCCCACAUCAGGCCAAGGCCAGCUACGUUCCCGCUUCGUCAAGAAGAACGGCCAGUGCAAUGUGGUCUUCGCCAACAUGGACGACAAGCCAUGGCGGUACCUGGCGGACAUCUUCACCACAUGCGUGGACAUCCGUUGGCGGUACCUGCUGAUGGUCUUCUGCUCCACCUUUCUGCUGUCCUGGCUCGUGUUUGGCCUGAUCUUCUACAGCAUAUCUUUAGUGCACGGAGACUUCGAGAAAGAUCGCGGAAGCAGCGGAAGGCCAUGGAAACCGUGUUUGCAGCAUGUCGAGGGUUUCGUUGGUGCAUUCCUGUUCUCAAUCGAGACUCAAACCACGAUUGGUUACGGCUGGCGCUGCGUGACCGAAGAGUGUCCGGUAGCUAUCGUAACGGUGGUGGUGCAAUCCAUCGUUGGGUGCAUCAUUGACUCUUUCAUGAUUGGCACCAUUAUGGCCAAAAUGGCACGUCCGAAGAAGCGAAACCAAACCUUGAUGUUUUCGCAUAACGCAGUGAUUGCACUGCGAGAUGGAAAGCUGUGUUUAAUGUGGCGUGUUGGGAACCUUCGGCGGAGCCACAUUGUUGAAGCCCACGUCCGCGCGCAGCUCAUCCGCCCCUACAUGACAGCGGAGGGCGAGUUCAUCCCGCUGGAACAGAUGGAUUUGAACGUGGGCUACGACGACGGUACAGACCGCCUCUUCCUGGUGUCACCGCUAGUAAUCGUGCAUGAAAUCGACGAGGACUCGCCGCUGUGGGGAUUGAGCCGCGUGGAUCUCGAGUCUGAUGAUUUCGAGAUCGUAGUGAUCCUGGAGGGAAUGGUGGAGGCGACAGCAAUGACCACACAAACGCGUAGCUCGUACCUUUCCCGCGAGAUCCUAUGGGGUCACCGCUUCGAGCCGGUCAUCUUCGAAGACUGUGACCGCUACCAGGUCGACUACACACACUUCCACAAGACCUAUGAGGUUCGCUCAACGCCCACUUGCAGCGCUAAGGAGCUGAGCGAACUGACCGGACACCGUUCAUCUGGGACGUCCCGCUCCGUGACGCCAUCUCAGACGCUUCUCCCACCGCACUCGCCCAGUGCCUUCUGCUACGAGAACGAGGUGGCGCUGUGCUGCGGUGAGGACGACGAGGACCGAAAAAUGUUCCAGGAUUCGGCCACAAUGACCUCCGGAAACAACAUGCUCUGUGUACUAGACAUGGGCAAUCAGAUCGGGUUUGACAUCCUGCAGACUGCCAUCCCAGUCCACCCCAUGACUUAUAAGAGCGAAUCUGAGAUAUGACCUUCUCACUAGUACAUCCAUUUAUUUAAACACGUUUAUUUAUACAGAAAUGGAUAGUUAAAUAAAUAUUUAAGUUGAUUAUUUGAAUGUAUUCUACUUAACGCAAUUAUUUUAUAUAAAUAAAACUAAAUAUAAUAUAAUGCAUUUAUUUAUAUAAAUGUAUUAUGUAAAUAUAAUGCUCUUGAAUAGUUUAUAUAAAUAUACAUUUUUGUAGAAAUAUGUUUAUAAAUACUUGAAUACAUUUAUAAAAAUACAUAUAACUAUACAAGUAAAUUUUUUCAAAUGUAUAAUUUACAUAUUAAUAUAAAAGCACACUUAUUCAUAAGUAAUGUAUAUGUAUAAUAUAAUUAUGAUACACCUGAUUGAUUUAUUUGCAUAAAUAUAAUUGGCUAGUAAUAGAUGUGUAUAUAAAUAAUAAAUAUAUUCAAUUAUAUAAAAUGCAUUAUAUUUAUUUAAAUACAUUUAUUAAAAAUAAAUACAUGUAUUAUUUGUAUACAUAUACAUUAAUAUAAAUAGUAAUUUAUAAGUCAUAAAUUUACUCAUGUAUAAAACUAUAUUAUUUAAUGCAACCAAAUAAUUCACUAUAAAUAAAUAUACUAUUAUAAGUAAUGCAUUUGUAUAUAAAGAAUACAUGUUUUUAAAUAAAUGUAUAUUAAUUUACAUACAUUUACUAUAUUUACAUGAAUAAAUACAUCUAUCUGUUAUUUACUUCUGAAUAAAAGUUUCAGAAGACUGAAACUACUGAAGCACAAAUAACUUCACCAAAGGAGCCGAGCUCAGGAAGGACUGAUGUUUCUCUCUGUUCAUCUGUACAGUUACUGUAAAUAUGACAAAAACCUGUCAGAUUCUGUGCAAAAGAGGAGUUUUGAAAACUUGAAUACAAAAGCAAUAGUAAUAAGAGUAAUAUUAAAUCAUUUAAAUUUGAGUUGAUUUUUUUUUUCCGCAGCUCUGUUAUUUAAUGAAUUAUUUUGAUGUUUUGAGGGAUGGAAAGAUGAAAUCUUUGAAAACUGUCUAAGAUUUAUUUCCAUCCUGGUGAAAAUCUCAAUGCUUCAUCAAAAUUGUUUUAAGAAUUUAUGUUUGAAUCAAUGCCAGCUUUCUAUCGUUAAAAAUGUGAAGCUUUUCAAGAUAUAGAGAAAGCAUGAUUAAAUCUGAAAUCUAGGGAAGCCCAUUUAUGCUAUGGAAUAAAAACAUUAAUAAUAAAAUAAAAAAAACUUUCUUUUUUUUACAAAUCUGAGAAAAAAAUAGAAACUGGAAAAAUAAUGGAUAGUUAAUAUUAUUUAUAUAUAUAAAUAAAUUAAAUUAUACAAUUUAUAUCUCACAAUUCUGUUUUAUUUCCACCACAGAAUAAUUUUUUUACUAAUUUAAUUCCAAUUUUCACAGAAUUCCAAAUGUUUUUCUCAGAAUUCCAAGUUUAUAUCUAUCAAAUCUGAGUUUAAAAUCUUGCACGUCACACUUUUUCCUGGUAAUUCUGAGUUAAUAUCUCACAGUUCAGUAUUUGUUUCUCACAAUUCAGACUUUUAAAUUGCACAAUUCUGAGUUUAAAUCUCGCAAUUCUGACUUUAUAAUAAUAUAAAAAGUCUGAAUUGUGAAAUAAAUCAAUUGUUUUAUUCUGUGCUGGAAACAGGCUUCCAUAUAUAACACUGCACCUAAUGCAGUCUUAAGCAGCUGAUUCUGGGUCUUCUCAGAUUCAGUUUGACAGGUUAAGCAUGUUGCACAUCAUUAUUAUAAUGCUGUUGAGUGGUUUUGUGUUGGACUCUUCCAGCAUUUAAAAGGGAUGAGGUUUAAUACAGUCGCGCCGUUUGGUGAUGUGUGUUUGUGGACAAAGCACUUUUACUCUUGAACUGUACUGUGAAACUCAGACAGAUGAUGCGGUGAUAUAAACUGAUGUAAUGAGUUACAAAUGCUCCAGUCUUUAAUGUAUAAACUAGAGAUCAAUAGCAAUGUUCAUUUUUGUUAUGUUCAUCACUGGUUCCCCUAGACUUGCCUCCCAUCAUACUGUUCUCGGGACGGUUCUGGGUGAACCUGAUGUGUGUGAAUAUAAAACUGCUGCAUGAUGGGAAAUUUUCAGAGCUGGUUUUAUUGUACUCUUCCCAUUUCAGAUGGAGAAACUUUACUUGAAAGCAUCAGAACUCUUGAAAUGCACUUUAUCUUGUUGUGUUUCACCUUAAUAAAUCUCUCUGCUGCACUA